AUGAACUGGGCCCUGCUGAUGACCGGUUUUCUUCCCGUGGCACUCGCAGCCGCCGUGCCUCAGGAUAUUGACAUUUCUGUGAGGGAUACGACGGCUUCGAAGAUUAUCAAUAUCCACCUCAAGUACCCUGAUUCGGCUUUCAAGGAACAUGUCUUCACUUACGGCAAUUGUGGUAGCCGUAGUUUCUCUAGCUCUCAGUUGACCAUUGCACAUGGUUCCGGAGGCGUGAAAUCUAGCGAAGAUACUCGAUUGGUUUGGGUCGUCCCCGAUGAUGUCUCCUCCGGAGGAUGCAUUAUGGCGUGGGAGAAGAACAAGAUCCUGAUCGGGCAGAGUGAGCCACUGGCUUUGGAAGGAAUCCUGCGACCCAAGUUGACCAAGAGGGAGCGCAUUUUAAUGACAAAUGGCUCUGGUAUCGAUGCAGAGGGCCCAUGGUUCAAUGGGGUUUCCCUUCUCAAGAACCAAGAAAUUGGGACCGUUGAUGUGGCGAAGGCAAAAGGCAAAGCUAUCGGCAUUCUCGGGGCUGGAAUAUCGGGGUUGAUGACCUAUUUUCUCCUCAACAGCGUUGGCUUUACAAACCUUGAGAUCUCCGAGUCCACCGACCGAGUUGGAGGUCGCAUUUGGACUGAAUACUUCGACUUGCCCGACUCAAAAUACCAAUACCAAGAGAUGGGAGCCAUGCGAAUUCCUAUCACCGCAACAUUUCCAAUAGGCAACGAGACUCUGACGUUGAAUUUUACUAGCCAUCAAAUUGUGUUUCAACUAGCAGACGCCUUAAAUGAGUUGAACAAACACGACGAAUCACUUGCCGUUGACUGGAUCCCCUUCAUCCAGGACAGCAAUAAUGCCCUUUCCUUCAUUGAGAACAAAAGAAACGCAGACGGCUCAAUUCCGACCAUUGGUGAUGUUGCGAAUAAUAGCUCUCUCGGUGCUGCGUCCCUUCACACCCCCGAGUUAGACAAGUUGAUGGGACAGUUAGGCAAAAUCAUGUACGAUCCUUCGAUGAUGAACCUAAUUGCCAGCAACCUCUACGAAGCACACAAGAAAUUUAUGGACGUCGGUCUCAAUGGCAGAGGCGGAGACAAUUGGGCUCAGGGGAGCUACCUUCAUAAUGUAUUGGGCUUUGAUCUAAACACCACCGGUUUGGCUGGAGGACUUGCCUCUGCUUCUGCUUCUGCCCCGUUCUGGGUAAGCCUGUACGAUAACUUGUUUUUCUCUUCUAAGGAAUGGAAAACAAUUGACAAAGGCAUGAGUCGACUGCCAAACGCCUUCAAGCCGCUCGUCAAGGAUGAUCUCAGAUACCGCAGGAAGAUCCAGAAGGUCGAAUUUCUCGAACAUGAGAAGAAGGUGCAAGUUUCUUGGAAGAACCAUUACACCGACCGUCAGUUCCAGAAUACCAGUUAUGACUAUGCCUUUGUCGCCGUACCCUUUACCGUUGUUCGUAAAUGGGAACUUCCAGAGUUCUCUACAAUCCUCACCGACGCAAUUGCUCAACUCGGCUAUCAAUCUGCCUGCAAAGUGGCGCUGGAAUUCAAGUCACGAUUUUGGGAGCAUUUGGAACAGCCGAUCUUUGGUAGCUGCAACACCAAAACCGACAUUCCCGGUAUUGGAAAUGUCUGCUAUCCUAGCUUCAACGUGAAUAGUACAGGCCCUGCGGUUAUUCUCGCCAGUUAUAACCAAGACGACUAUGGCUACCGCUGGGUUUCCACGCCCGAAAAGGAGCAUGCUCAGUACGUCCUGGAUGCUUUUGCCCAGUUACAUGGAGAUAUUGUGUACGGAGAAUACACUGGAAACUUCAGUCGUCUGUGUUGGUUGGAGGAAGAGUCCAAUGCGGGCGGCUCUUGGGCUUUUCCAAGUGUGGGUCAGCACGAGCUGUAUAUUCCAUCUUACUUCAACACGGAGAACAAUAUGAUUUUUAUUGGAGAACACACAUCGUACACCCACUCAUGGAUUGCCUCCGCUUUGGAAUCCUCCGUUCGUGGAACAGUACAGCUUCUGCUAGAACUUGGAUUAGUCGAUGAAGCAAAGGAAAUUACCACGACGUGGAUGGGUAGAUGGGUUACUGUUUAG
Penicillium expansum is the source of this 2067-nucleotide messenger RNA. RefSeq names its product flavin monoamine oxidase family protein. The transcript has 12 exons. NCBI's taxonomy places the organism in Eukaryota, Fungi, Ascomycota, Eurotiomycetes, Eurotiales, Aspergillaceae. The record is from RefSeq and is a predicted model, not a curated record. Gene Ontology annotation, molecular function: L-amino-acid oxidase activity; polyamine oxidase activity. Bases 1 to 2067 code for a protein of 688 amino acids. Gene Ontology annotation, biological process: amino acid catabolic process.